Messenger RNA from Salvelinus namaycush (lake trout), 954 nucleotides. Its product is annotated as palmitoyltransferase ZDHHC14-like. The transcript has 2 exons. Bases 66 to 662 code for a protein of 198 amino acids. Gene Ontology annotation, cellular component: Golgi apparatus; endoplasmic reticulum. The record is from RefSeq and is a predicted model, not a curated record. Gene Ontology annotation, biological process: protein targeting to membrane; peptidyl-L-cysteine S-palmitoylation. Gene Ontology annotation, molecular function: protein-cysteine S-palmitoyltransferase activity. NCBI's taxonomy places the organism in Eukaryota, Metazoa, Chordata, Actinopteri, Salmoniformes, Salmonidae.
GGGGUGAUGGUGUUCUGGGUCAUGUGUCGCUGGUCCAGUUCUCUGUGGUUCUGGUCUUGUUCUGGAUGGUUCUAACCCAGGAUCCUGGAGAGUUGGGACCGGGAGAUGCAGAUCCUCGCUACUCCUCCAUAACAGACCUGCUGGAGAACAACCAGAAUCCUCAGAGGUUCUGCAUCUACUGUGAGUUGUUCCAGCCAGACCAUACUAAACACUGUAAAUUGUGUGAUGUGUGUGUGAGGGAUUACGACCACCACUGCCUGUUCCUGAACCGCUGUGUUGGCGGUGGCAACCACCGCCUCUUCAUCAUCUUUAUCCUCUCCAUGGCCACAGCACACCUCCUUUUCAUUGCCGUGGCAACUUACCACCUGUAUGUGGUCGUGGUGUCCCUUGAGGACCAGUCAUUGGUUAGGGCAGUAGCUGCACAGUUCUGGGUGGUCUCCUUGACGAUAAUGAACGUUCUGACAAUCCUUUGGGAGGUGUGGUUGUUGACGGAACAGUUUGACGCCAUCGCCAUUGGGACUACCACCUACUUCAAACCUACCUGCGAGACUCGGCCACGGUCGCUAGGACAACGCUGGACAACGGUGCUUACCUUCCUAUUGGAGGGGAGGAGACGGUUAGAUUAUGGACUCACGGGGGACAAGAUCUCCAUAGACAUUUAGAUAAUAUGGACUCUAAAACCUAUGGUGAAAUGAAGAACAAUGUAUAUUUUGUCAGUUUUCCAUUCUUAAAACCAGCUGGAUCUUCUAGCCUGUUGAGCUAAAGCCUAGGCAUUACCUCGGGAAGCAAAUACCGCUAUUAAACAUAUAACAAGUGGUGUGUAGACCAGAAUGAGUUCUAAGAGAUCUUAACAUUAGAGAUAACAUGUUACUUAGAUUGUCUUUUGAGAGUGCGGCCGUAAACAUGUCUGUUAAACAUUAUACUGGAACAUUCCUGCCGUUCAAAAGUUUGGGG